Molecule: messenger RNA, 432 nt
Organism: Naegleria fowleri
Lineage: Eukaryota; Heterolobosea; Eutetramitea; Acrasida; Naegleriidae
Exons: 1
Coding region: 1-432 (143 amino acids)
Source: RefSeq, a predicted model, not a curated record
AUGCUCAAGCAAUCCUCGUUGAUACCUUCGCCUCAAAAGAGAGAAAAUUUAAUACAGGAAAUUCGUUCUAAUUUUCGGAAGUACAAGCCUCUCAAUAAUGAAGAGAUGAUAGAAGAGCUUUGGAAGAAGGCUCUCGAUAAAUACGGAUAUAUUUGUAUGAUAACACCCAAGAGAGUACACACGGAAGCACAAAACAUUUCUGCCAAAACACAAUACGUUAAAGUGGGCGGUGAAUGGAAAGAUUUAAAUCAAGUUACAGCAGAUGUCAUUCAAAAGCAGGACAAAGCAGUGCAUAGUAAUUGGGGAAGAGGCAAUUUAGAUCCGGACCAAGUCAAACGACAUGAGUACCUGGUGAGAAGACAACACUUUAUGGAAGGGCCACUGGCAGGCUAUAAGCCAAUCUAUGAAAGAAAUUGGCUUGCAGACGAUUGA